AAGACUUGUGACCAUGUUGAGGACUCCACACACAGACUUCCGAUUGAACCCUUGACUUCCACUGUCCAGGGAGUGACAAUGUUCAGGCACAGGACACCCAGAGGGAGUUAUGAGUGCACAGUGUCUGGGCUCCGCUGGCUGUGUGAGAGAGAUGUCAUUCUGAAGUAUCACUUCAGGAACUGGGAACCCUACAGUCAACUUCUGAAAGACAUGCGGUACACACAAGGUGGUCCAUUGCUGGACAUCACUAUGGAGUUAGGUGAACUGGAGGAAGUUCAUCUGCCACAUUUUGUCUGUUUAGGGACCAACCCUUCCCUGAGGAAUGAGAUGAAGAUUCUUCAUGUAGAGGAACAUGGAGUGUCUUUAGAGGAAGUGCAUGAGGUCACCAGAUUCCAUGUUAAGAUUCUCCAUCCCAAGUUCUCAUCGGUCUCUGUGGUCCUGAACAAAAUCGCCUGUUGGAACGUAGAUGUCCACUGUGACGUGGUCCUCUAUUUGGCAGUAAAAAGGUCAACAGUCAUUUCAAGGCUGUACCUGCUCCUCAGAAACUCCAGUCAGAAAGAAGCUGUUCAGGACCGGGAGAAAAAUCAGCUGUCCCAAGGAUAUUCUGAAUUUCUCCUGUCAAGUCCAAACGGGUCCUUAAAGCUGAACAGUUGGUUUGCACUCAAGAAUCCCCUCUCCACCUCCAUCAAUCCAGAGAAGAUUCAGCUGUUGCCUGCAGACACCACACCAAGCUGUUGUAAGAUGAUAAUGGGAAACACAGGGGUGGACAUUGAGAUGGAGUUAAUCGGGGAUGAUGAGAGGACAGCGUGGAGAGAUAUGCUACAAGCAGAUGUGUACAUCACUGACACUCAUUCAACUAGUAAGUAAACAUGAGAGAUGCAAACCAAUGACUUGAGGGUCAGUCAACAUGGUUUACUGUAGGACUUGGACUCGUCCUGAUUUAUAAAAGACUGUCUUCAAGAACAAUGACAUCUCCUCCAGGACUUGAUGUAGAUCAGCCUGGUUCUGAAUGACCCAAUGACAUCUCCUCCAGGACUUGAUGUAGAUCAGCCUGGUUCUGAAUGACCCAAUGACAUCUCCUCCAGGACUUGAUGUAGAUCAGCCUGGUUCUGAAUGACCAA
Molecule: messenger RNA, 1121 nt
Organism: Oncorhynchus masou masou (cherry salmon)
Lineage: Eukaryota; Metazoa; Chordata; Actinopteri; Salmoniformes; Salmonidae
Product: NACHT, LRR and PYD domains-containing protein 1 homolog
Exons: 7
Coding region: 79-867 (262 amino acids)
Source: RefSeq, a predicted model, not a curated record